[Candida] anglica is the source of this 1623-nucleotide messenger RNA. NCBI's taxonomy places the organism in Eukaryota, Fungi, Ascomycota, Pichiomycetes, Serinales, Debaryomycetaceae. The record is from the annotation of a GenBank genome assembly.
AGUUAUUGAGCUGUAUCAUGAAUAUAAAGCUCGUUAUCCUCUUCUGGAUAACCACCGUGUGUGCGGUUAACCUUCCAGGAAUUGCCUUCCAAUCAGACCUCUCGCGUGGCCAGAAUGUCCACUGUGGGAGUGUCAAACAUGAUGCUAACGGGAGGUACACCCCUCAAGUGAAAGCUACCCUCAAGAAAACCUCCGCGGAGAAUGGGCAAGUACCAGUGUUUAUCUUGCAUUAUGUCGACAUUCUUAAAUUGGACCGUUUACCCGCCGCAUUCAGUUUUUACAAUGACGGACUGGGAUAUGACGGGACGGUUGAUUUCAAACAGAACAAGUUCAAUGUCAAGGAGAAAAGUGGAGAAACGGUCAAUUACCUCAAUUCUGGAUUUACCGAGGCUGGCCAAACUCUUUCAUUGGACGUCAAAGAAACUGGGUACUACUGUGUAUAUGUGGCUCCACAAGCGGAAAACCUGGAAUAUAAAGUUGACGUGGAAUUUGUUAGUUCCCAUGGAACUGUUUCAUUCCAGGGGGCAAUCAAGCAUUCUCAAGUAGGUACUUAUCUCUUGAUUGGAAUCCCCUUGGCAAUCUUUUUAGUUUAUUACACGUCGUCUAGAUUCAAGUCAUCUUCUCUGGGACUGGUUUCUCUGGGGGUUUCCAUGACCACAAAGGCCACCAUCUAUGGAGUGCUUGCUCCACUGUUGAUGAUUGCCUUGGUCCGAUACCUCACUUUUUUCACAGUUUCCAAAUCGUCAUUCACCGGGAAUUGGCAUGAACAACUCUUUAAAUGGCUUGAACAAUGCUUUAUCAUCACCAUGCACUACUUCACCUUAUUGUUUGCCAUGGGGUACACGGUCAUAUACUCGCGUGUCAACAAUAGAAAGACCAGAGGAUACUCAACCUCUUCCACAUAUUACCGUAAGAUCCCUUCAAGACUCUGGAAUAGAGCUCUCUUAUUGUACGUGGCCAACAUCGUGGUGUACUCGGCAAUCACCUUGUUCAAGCUGGUGGAAAAUAUUAUCAUGGAAAGCAUUUUCACGUUACAUAAUCAAACCCAAAGUGGAUAUGAGCUCGUAGAUGCUCUUCGUACCGGUAAGAAUUUCCUUACUUUUGUCAAUGGAUGUUUCCCAUUACUUUGGUUUCUUCAAACUACAUUUUCCUACUUUGCUACAAAGCGUACCAUCAACAAGUUCCCCAAGUUUUCCACUCUGCCACUGCUGUCACUGGGUGCCACCAGUGGAAUUUCUGGCUCGUUCAGAUGGUCUAGUAUUGUGAUUCUUGUACUUCCGUUGAUUUAUGGUAUUUUCUCCACUGCUGCGAUGUUUGUUCAAGCUUACAAAAUGAGUAAAUUGGACGGGGCGAGCGCCCAACCACCUGCUUCAGAGGAUGAUUGGGUCAAAUUUCAAGUUAUGUCUAUUGUACAAUCAGAAAAGGUUUAUUUUGAUUCGACUCCACUACUUGUUUCGUCAUGGAUGACUGAUUUGUACAUAUUGUUGACGGUUAUUGGAAUUUUCUUUAUCUGGAUGAGAAAGAACGUUGGUGUUGUUCAAGUAGAAGAAGAGGAGAUUUUAAUGGAAGAUCAAGAAUGAUUACACGUUUAUAGAAUAUAUGAAUUUGAGAGUCCAAUCUUGA